AUGCCAGAUGCUAAUAAACUAUUUGGCAUCGACCUCUCGCGCUCUGCAAUGGAGUCCCCUCCAGGAAUUGCAGCCUUGUUCGUCAUCUCCUUCGACAUCAGGACCGGUUAUGUGGUCUCAUGGAAGCGAACUGCACCGGGAGUCGAGAUUGAAGGAGUGGUGGAAUACAAGUCGCUCCCCUCCGGACUACACAAUGUGACGGAAGACCUGGUGUACUUCGUCGAAGACCGAUAUGCCGGUAUCAGCGCGUUCCUUAACCGACCCGCCGCCGAGGUAGAGCGCAAUGCGCGCAUGUUCGCAAUUGGAGUGCUGGUUCCGCUGAGCUCAGGAAGACUUGGAAAAAGCUGGAGACACGCAGCGAAGCUUAAGGAGCUGGCAUUGAAAUAUGCCGAGAAUAUGUCUGAUUUACAACCGUUAUUAGACUACUGGGACGCUUUCCAGAUUGGAGGUACCGAGUCAGCCAUUGACUCUCCUAUCGAUUCACCCUCAAGCCUUCGGUUCCGACCGGGAGACGGACCAGAUACUCGCAACCGAGCAUUCAGUGAUGCAAUGGUUUUGGAGACGUUGAGGCCGGCCUUAACGCCUUUCCACCCUGCAUCCUCUCUUCCAGCCUUCCUAGAUUGCUUUGGACCAUUGAUCUUCCCAUUAUACAGAGCGGCACUGUUGCGUAAGCGUGUCCUCUUUAUGACCGAAGCACCGGUGCAUACACCGUGUAAUUAUGUCUAUGAUCUGUCAUUACUCGCAUCUCUCCCCAACUCUCUUCUUCAAACCCUCCCCACAGAUCGCACCCCACCAUUGCGACCCCGCCCCCUGUUCAACGUUGGCAUUCACGAUAUUCCCUUUCUCUCUACCUUUGACCCAUCGCGAUCAGACUUUGAUACCGAGACGGAUCCUAGCUGGAUUGCUUGUUCGACGGAUAGUGUCCUGACCAUGAAGCCUGAUCUCUAUGAUGCACUCGUCACUCUUCCCCCGCCAUCCUCCAAACAAGCUACCGAGCGAGCCUUCCCUACUAUCAGUUUAAUAGACCACGCAAGCACAAAACACAACUCAAGUCAGGCAAUCGAACUCAAGGCCACUCAACGGGAUGCUAGGCGGUACGCCAUGCUUCGCAAAGGCUUACGGCAGUUCGCACAAGACCGGUCUGCAUCAGAUACAGAUCACAGCUCCGAUACAGAGUCGACAUAUUCAUCAAGUCCGAUUGUUGAGCCGCUUUCCUGGACCAGACUGGCUUACACAUCAUUCAUCUGGUGGGCCUCAGCGGGCGAGAACCGCGACGGCCUAUCGGAAGAAGAGGAGGAACAUCAAAUCGAACAAGACGCCCGACUUCUGGCAAGCGUGGAGAGUCUUGCGUACCCUGGCCCCAAUUCCAAUCGUAGCCGCUCAAUGCGUGCAGAUGAAACUAGCCAGGAACCUGCCGAAGUGGCGCUGGUAGCCUACUUCCGUCGUCUGACUACCCAAAUUUUCUACACACUUGCUGGUGCCAUUGCUCGGCAUGAUCAUGAUGGCGAGGUCGAUGCUUACGCUGAUGCUCCUUACCUUGAUGAUCCUGCUGACGAUGAAACCGACCUCUCCCUUUCGCAUUCACGACAGUCUAUUCCCAGCGAUGAUGGUGAAACACCUCUUCUCCGCCAACGGGCCCACCCGCAUACCACAUCUCGUCACGAGUCCGAUGCAGCGCAUCAUGACCACGAUACCGAAGAUCCGAUCAACAUCACCGUUGCCGAUAUGGCCGAGAUGGGCCUUGACGUAUGGAGCGCUACGGACAGGAUCUUCGUCGAGGAGCUUGUAUCCCUCUGGUGGGGACGCUCAGCAUACGUCGAUACCGCUCGCAUUCGGUGCUGCGGUCUAUCCAUAUUGUAG
Molecule: messenger RNA, 1860 nt
Organism: Penicillium malachiteum
Lineage: Eukaryota; Fungi; Ascomycota; Eurotiomycetes; Eurotiales; Aspergillaceae
Exons: 6
Coding region: 1-1860 (619 amino acids)
Cellular component (GO): lipid droplet
Source: RefSeq, a predicted model, not a curated record